AUUGACAACAUGAAUCACAUGUUAACAAAAUGGAAGCGAAAAGCAAUGAUUAUUUCAUCGAUUAUUCGGAUCAAUUGCCGUCAUACGAACACUUUUAUGAGAAUGUUAUGCGCAAAAAUAUCGCCUGCAUGUUUGGGCCACAAUUAACUGAACAAUGGACAUGCAGAAAAGAAUGGAUCAUUGAUGGCCAAAGCAUAGACUUUGACCAUCUUGUCAAUAAAUAUGCAACAUUACCAGUGCCGGUGUACGAUUGUAGCGAAAAACAUUUCAAUUCAAAUCCGCGAACCGAAAUGUUAUUCAGCCAAUAUGCUGAUUAUUGGCAACAACAACAACAAGUAAUCGACACUAAUCGAAUACUCUACCUAAAAGACUGGCAUCUGGCUCAAGAUUCAAAUUGUGGCGAUUUCUAUGAAAUUCCCACAUACUUUGAAUCCGACUAUCUGAAUGAAUAUUGUACAGCCAAAUCAAUUGCUGAUUUCAAAUUCACAUACAUGGGACCAAAAGGUUCGACGACGCCGCUUCAUGUCGAUGUGUUCGGGUCGUUUAGUUGGUCGGCCAAUGUUAUCGGAACCAAACGAUGGCUCAUGAUUCCCGAUCAUUGUGUCGAAACGUUAAAACAAUUAAUCGGUGUGAAUAAUUUACCCCAUGAUCUCUAUACAUUGCCAAACUAUGAGCAAAUCAUUGCCAAAGUCAAUGGAUUCGAAAUCAUACAGAAGGCCGGUCAAGUUUUAUUCGUACCAAGUGGUUAUAUGCAUCAAGUGGAAAACAUUGAGCAUACCAUAUCCAUCAAUCAUAACUGGUUCAAUGCCUGUAAUCUGGACAGAGUUUAUUCGAAUCUAUUGAAUGCAUUGAAAGAUGUGCAAAAUGAAAUGAGCGAUCUAAAGAACACGGACGAAUGGAAUGAAACGUGUGACCGAAUCCUCACCAUUCAUUUCGGCAUGAAUAGAAGCUAUUUUCUGGACCAAAUUCGUCACAUAACCACCAAUCGACUAUUACGACAGUCAAAUCAUUUUCGAUACAAACAUGAUAUUGAAUGUUUGGCCAAAAUUUAUACGAAAAUUUUAUCCAAUCAUCAAUUCCAGAAUAAAAACCACGAAGAUUGGAAAAAUUGUGAAUCGUUGAAAAGUCUCAACAAGUUGUUAUAAUUAUAAUCAUAAAUUAUAAAUAAAACUAGUUCAUUAAUUUUUCCUAAACAACAACAACAACAGUCAUCAUCAUGAUGAAAUUUCCAAAUGCACACAUCAGUCAGUAAAUGGGCAAAUGAAACAAAUGAGUGGUUAGUUGGUUGUCUAUAUAUUAUUUUAAAUUGUAAUCAGAAUCUAUGCAGACAAAUUAUCAGUUAUUGGAAUUGAAAUAAUAAAUAAAUCGAACAUAAUAAUCAUGUGGUAAUUUGUAGAGACAGCAGCUUGUCAACGGUUCAAUUAGUUAGAUUGGCAUGGAAAUUGGUUGCUGAAUGCCUGAAAAAUAAUGGAAAGCCAAAUUUUUAUAUAUUCAAAUUCAAAUUAUGAUUAUCAAUAAAUUGUUGUUUCAAAAAAAAAAAAAAAAAAAAAAUUCCGUGUACAUCAUAAUCAUGGAUAAGUGUGUGUGUGUGUUAAAUGUCUUGGGCAGCGAGGGAAUACAUUAAGGAUAAAAACAGGAAAUAUAAUAUGGUUGUAAAUUAUCCAAUAUAGUUGUUGAUU
Messenger RNA from Dermatophagoides farinae (American house dust mite), 1679 nucleotides. RefSeq names its product jumonji domain containing 4 (gene JMJD4). Gene Ontology annotation, biological process: protein hydroxylation; positive regulation of translational termination. Gene Ontology annotation, cellular component: cytoplasm; nucleus. NCBI's taxonomy places the organism in Eukaryota, Metazoa, Arthropoda, Arachnida, Sarcoptiformes, Pyroglyphidae. The record is from RefSeq and is a predicted model, not a curated record. Gene Ontology annotation, molecular function: 2-oxoglutarate-dependent dioxygenase activity; sequence-specific DNA binding.